This is a messenger RNA of Vitis riparia (riverbank grape), 3216 nucleotides long. Its product is annotated as RNA-binding protein BRN1. Gene Ontology annotation, molecular function: mRNA binding. Lineage: Eukaryota; Viridiplantae; Streptophyta; Magnoliopsida; Vitales; Vitaceae. The record is from RefSeq and is a predicted model, not a curated record. The transcript has 15 exons. Bases 145 to 1458 code for a protein of 437 amino acids. Gene Ontology annotation, cellular component: nucleus; ribonucleoprotein complex; cytoplasm.
CCAUCCAGAAGUCCCCCAUUUCCCCCAAGCUGGUCUCAACGAGCGACGACUCUCUCAGGGGAAAAAAUAAAUAAAAGCUCGGGAAAGUGAGAGAAAAUAGAGAGAGAAAGUCCAAGAAAGUAGAGAGAGAAAGCGCCGGCAUUUAUGGCGGAAGCUCCUAAACCGCGAAAAGCCAGCGAAGACAGCGUCAAGCUCUUCGUAGGGCAAGUGCCCAAGAACAUGACCGAAGCUCAGCUUCUGGCAAUGUUCAAAGAGUUCGCUCUAGUGGACGAGGUCAACAUCAUCAAGGACAAAGCCACGCGUGCUUCAAGAGGUUGCUGUUUUGUUAUAUGUCCUUCCAGACAGGAAGCAGACAAGGCAGUAAAUGCGUGUCAUAAUAAGCGAACUCUCCCCGGGGCAUCUAGCCCGUUGCAAGUGAAGUAUGCAGAUGGCGAGUUGGAAAGGCUAGAGCACAAACUUUUUGUUGGUAUGCUUCCGAAGAAUGUUUCUGAAGCUGAAGUUUCUUCUUUAUUUUCUAAAUAUGGAACUAUAAAAGACUUACAAAUUCUGAGAGGUUCUCAGCAGACAAGCAAAGGUUGUGCUUUUUUGAAGUAUGAGACCAAAGAACAGGCCCUUGCAGCCCUGGAGGCGAUAAAUGGGAAGCAUAAAAUGGAGGGUUCAAGUGUUCCUCUAGUUGUCAAAUGGGCUGAUACUGAAAAGGAAAGACAAGCUCGGAAGGCUCAGAAAGCUCAAUCUCAGGCAUCUAAUUUGCCAAGUGCUGAUUCAGGACAGCAUCCUUCAUUAUUUGGAGCCUUGCCUCUUGGUUAUGUUCCCCCAUACAAUGGAUAUGGUUAUCAGGCUCCUGGUGCUUAUGGACUUAUGCAAUAUCGCAUGCCACCCAUGCAGAGUCAGGCUGCUUUCCAUAAUAUGAUUCCUCCAGUAAACCAAGGAAGUGCCAUGCGUGCAAUUUCUCCUGAUCUUGCUCGUGCUGUGGCCCCUAGAAAUUAUGCUGUGCCUUCUGCUAGUUAUAUGGGCUCUGCUUAUCCUGCAUUGCCAGGUCUUCAGUAUCCUAUGGCAUAUCAUGGAGGAAUUAUGAGUCACCAGCCUUUGAGUGGUUCCCCUGGUUCUAGGCCACCUACAAUGAUGACUAGUAACUCCCCAACAAAUUCAGGUGCCGGUGCAAGUUCGGGGGGUCAGGUUGAAGGUCCACCUGGUGCUAAUCUAUUUAUCUAUCACAUUCCUCAAGAAUUUGGCGAUCACGAACUUGCGCAUGCCUUCCAACAAUUUGGUAGGGUCUUGAGUGCCAAGGUCUUUGUCGACAAAGCAACUGGUGCUAGCAAAUGUUUUGGAUUUGUCAGUUAUGAUUCACCAGCAUCUGCUCAGUCUGCAAUUAGUAUGAUGAACGGAUGCCAAUUAGGCGGUAAGAAGUUGAAGGUUCAACUUAAAAGAGACAACAACAAACAGAACAAACCUUAUUGACUUGGUAAGUAGUGGAAGGAAGCUGAAUUCUCUGCCCCCGUGGUGUCAUGCAACCUUGGUAUAUGGCAGUUACUGCAGUAUCAGCAUUGUGGGGUGGAUUGGAGAUGAAUUAUGGUUAUAUGUUUUACUCCAUCCUGCUUGUAGUUGCCUCAUGGGAUUAUAAUCCCUGUGACUUGUAAUUCUUGGUGCAUUCUGUGCCAAUCCAAAUUGUAAUUUGUGUAUCAUGGAAGUUCAUUUAGACAUUAAUAAUUGAUUUAUUGAUUUUUCCCUUGAGAACAUCUCUUUAUGGUAUAAUUCCUUGAAAACAUCCAUGAAAAAUGUUGUUUAUUUUUCAUUAGAUUCUUUUUCCUGUAAUUCAAAGGGAAACAUUUUUAUAUUUCUUAUUUUGGAUUUUCCCUCUCUUUUUUUGGUGUGUACAUUCCUCUAAUUAUUUGAGUCCAUGGUGUGCUCUUUGUUCUGUUCCUUUAUGUAAGCGAUUGCUUCUUGAAUAUACGUGACAUACCUGUGAAGUUGUUGUAGAUCCCGAGUAGUCACAACCAGCAUUCUUCCCAUCCCAACAAUGUUCUAAAAUGGGUGUAUCUAAAUCGAAAGUAAUGUGAAGUGCUUGUUCAUCAUGUUGUUUCUGUUGGAGACAUAUUUCCAUGUGCAAUGAAUUUUCAGGAAGUUGGAGAUGCCGUCAUUAGAUGGUUUGUCAUUGUGUAAUUCAGGCAUCUAUUGCUUCCUCGAUGUUGACAAGUAAGAUUAUAGUGUGUUCUAUUGCCACAAAAGAAGGAACGAAGAAAAACAUUGGCCUGCUUAUUUGGUAUUAUUGAUAGAGAAGGUAGUGGCAUCAACCUUAUAAAUCUUGUUUUCUUACUUUCAAGGGAUUUUUAAUCCUGUACCAGAAUGUCAAUCCUAUAUCAGCAACAUAUCUUUCUGACUGGACAGCUUGAUUUCUGGUUUAUCAUGAUGACAUGAUGAAUUCAUGUGUUGAUCUACUCUAUGUAUUCCUUUUAAGGAUCAUCUGAUGAUGUUCUAGGAAACCUACAUUUUUCAACAUCACCCUUGGGGAUUUGACUGGUGGUGGUCAGAGAGGCUCAGAAUCCUAAUUGGUGUUCUAAAUGGCAACUUAUGAGUUAGAUAGUCUGAAAUUUCAGGCCAGAAAAGCAUGCAAGGAUUGAUGUGGAUCAGAAUGGGAGUAAUUUGCAUGUCAUAUAACAUUUUCGGUAAACUGCAGUGGUGUUAAAGGAUGACUGCUUUCUCCAUUUUGUGGAGUAAUUUGGUGCUUUUCAUCUUGAAAUCGCUUUAAACACCGUAGUUGAUGCAUAAUCUUUGACAGCAUCGCUGCUGAAUGGCAUAAGAAACCGGCCAUUCUGAAGUCUAUUCCCUGCCUAUUUGUUGCUCCCAUACCAUGAAACUGAAGGAAGGAACCUGUACCACUGUAUCAAAAGAGAUAAAGUUAUUAAGGUCUGCAUCUGGACCCAGCUCCGGAAAGGCUGAAUCGCUGCCGAUCACUUGGCAAGUUGGGAUCUAGGCGUGUGCCCCCGCAUGAAUGAUUCUCUCCAGGUGCAAAAAUCCCCCGGUCAAAAAGGAUUAUAGCUAUACUCCAUCAGCUCAGUAGCUGCCUGGUGGCUUCAAUGAUUGGAAAUGUGCUUUGACUCUUUCAUUUCUUUGGUAGGUAAAUGCUAAAUAUACUUACGGAAUCAUUACAUCCAUGAAUACCGCCUUUCUUUGUAUUGUAUAUAGUCCAGGCUCUAACAAGUCAAGCCUUUAGAUUUA